AUGUCGAGAUAUGCACUGUACCUUGGAUUGGCGGGGGUGCAGACGAGAUACAGACGGGGAGAUGGUGGUUUGGAGAAGAGGACGACGGGCGGAGGGGAGUUGAUAUGGGCUUUGAUGACGCGUGUUUGCCUGCCACGUACGUCAGCGAGCGAGUCCACUUCCGCAGCCACAGCCCUUGCUCCUACGGCCAUGCAAUCCCUCGCAGAGCAGCAUCGCUUGCUUCCCGCGUUCGCGCCCGCGGUGCCCGUCUCCGCGCUGCCCAUCAUCGCCCUCGUUCUCCUCACCGCGACGUUUGUGCUCGCAUUCUACUUCUCCACCCUGCCAAACGACAAGAUACCCGUUCGCGAGGCCGCCGUCGCAUCGCUCGCGAGCAUUCUCGGUGGUUUCGGCAUUGUCGCCCUCUUCUGCACUGCUGGCGUGUACGUCUAA
Laetiporus sulphureus 93-53 is the source of this 429-nucleotide messenger RNA. RefSeq lists its product as uncharacterized. NCBI's taxonomy places the organism in Eukaryota, Fungi, Basidiomycota, Agaricomycetes, Polyporales, Laetiporaceae. The record is from RefSeq and is a predicted model, not a curated record. Bases 1 to 429 code for a protein of 142 amino acids. Gene Ontology annotation, biological process: protein N-linked glycosylation. The transcript is spliced from 3 exons.